GAGUUGUCAGAAGAGCAGCAGCUGUCGCUCCGUUGCGAGAGAGAGUCUGGUCUGGUUUCUGAUGUCUGUAGUUGAAAUUUAAGGGUGAAUUAUUUGCAAUUAGCAGCAGCAGGAGUACGACCAGGACAGACGACACCGUCAGCAGCAGCAGUAUUAGCAGGGUCAAUCAAAGCGAAACAAUUAAAAUCUCCGUCGAUGAUAACGUAGCACCUAAUUAAGCUAGAAGGCCACAACACUGCAAACUCCACUUUAAAAGUGUCCAGAUUGGACGAAAGAAAUCGAUAAUUGAGGACGACUGCAGCAGAUCGAUCGAUUUUAGUCCCCUUUACACGUCCCCAUUACACGUCCGCAUAACUCUAGCUAGGAUAAACAAAGAUGGUCAAGCUGUACGCGCUGAGUGUCUUCUACAAGGCUCCGAAUGAGGCACGGCUGCUCAAGUCCGCGUACGACCUGCAGAGCUUCUCGUUCUUCCAGCGUGGUUCCGUGCAGGAGUUUAUUAGCUUCGCCAGCAAAACCCUGAUCGAGCGCACGCAAGCGGCGACCCGCCAGUCGGUCAAGCAGGACGUCUACAUGUGCCACGUGUACGUCCGGGCGGACAACCUCGGGGCGGUUCUCAUCUCCGACCACGAGUACCCGCACCGGGUUUCGCACACCCUGCUCACCAAAGUGCUGGACGACUUUAGCGCCAAGAUCAGUCCCGACCAGUGGCCGGCAGGAUCGGAGUCGUCGAUCGAUUUCUCCACGCUCGCGGCCUUCCUCAGCAAGUACCAGGACCCGCGGGAAGCGGACGCCCUCACCCGGAUGCAGGAAGAUCUGGACGAGACGAAAAUCAUCCUGCGAAACACGAUCGAAGCGGUGCUGGAGCGGGGCGAAAAGCUGGACGAUCUGGUGUACAAGUCCGAGUCGCUGUCGAUACAGAGCAAGGCGUUCUACAAAACGGCCAAGAAGACCAAUUCGUGCUGCAACUUUGGCUAGGGGAGGAGCCAGUUCACUCACGCUGGAUCGGAAUUUACCAACCCACCAAAUGUGCUGAAUGGGCUUCGUUUCGUUUCGUUCGCGGCGUUGGGACCGGCCGAGAUCUGUGCGCGUGUUUCAAAAUUAUUGUCGUUAGGUUCGGUAAGUACACCCUUAUUCGCUGUUAGGAACUCAUUUUACACCAAGUUAUUAUUAAACGCUUAGUUUUACCUCCCGUCACUAAGUUACGCACUUGUAAGAAAAAUGCAUGGACGUCACAAGCUAGCUUGUUUUAAAUGAAUAAAAAAAAUAAUUGGCAUUGAAUCGUGAUGGUUGAACGGGCUAAACUGCAAAAUAUAAGAUGUUUUACGCUAAUAAAAAAAGACGCUGAACGAAACAGAUAUUCCAACCAAUUAACGUGAAACCGUGUGUGGUUAUAAGUGUGCGGCGCAACAAAGAUACAAUAAAACAUUACAUAUUACAACACAGAGUUACUGCAUACGCGAUGAAUAUACAC
This is a messenger RNA of Culex quinquefasciatus (southern house mosquito), 1471 nucleotides long. It is a transcript of the gene Ykt6, whose product is annotated as synaptobrevin homolog YKT6. The transcript has 3 exons. Gene Ontology annotation, biological process: endoplasmic reticulum to Golgi vesicle-mediated transport. The record is from RefSeq and is a predicted model, not a curated record. NCBI's taxonomy places the organism in Eukaryota, Metazoa, Arthropoda, Insecta, Diptera, Culicidae. The coding region runs from base 376 to 975 and encodes 199 amino acids. Gene Ontology annotation, cellular component: Golgi apparatus. Gene Ontology annotation, molecular function: SNAP receptor activity.